AAAGUCAAGGGGUGUAAAUUCUUCCUGAAGGCUCUGUAUAAGUGUGAUUGGGUACAGCAGAAGAACCGUUUUGUGGGAAAAUGUUUUUCUUCAAAUUGUUUCCCACCUCUUCCCUUUUCUGCAGGCUCCCAGCUAAAUACACAACUGGAAGGUUGGCUGUCUCAAGCACAAUCCACUAUCGGCCCUGCUAGAGCCAUCAUAGCACCGCAUGCUGGGUAUUCCUACUGCGGUGCUUGUGCUGCACACGCCUACAAACAAAUAGAUCCUUCUGUCACUCGCAGGGUGUUCAUCUUGGGUCCGUCUCACCAUGUUCCUCUGUCCCGCUGCGCCCUGUCCUCUGCUGAGGUUUAUAAAACACCUCAGGAUUGACCAGAAGGGUUUAAUCUCCGGAUUGACCAGAAGGUCUAUGCUGACCUCUGGAAGACUGGGAUGUUUGAGAGAAUGAGUCUCCAGACAGACGAGGAUGAGCACAGCAUUGAAAUGCAUCUGCCUUACACUGCUAAAGCCAUGGAGAGUCAUAAAGAUGAGCUCAGCAUUGUCCCGGUGCUGGUGGGAGCCCUCAGUGAGUCUAAAGAACAGGACUAUGGGAAACUGCUCAGCAGGUAUCUGGCUGAUCCCUCCAACUUGUUCAUCAUCUCCUCUGACUUCUGCCACUGGGGUCAACGGUUCCGCUACACGUACUAUGACGAGGCUCAAGGAGAGAUCCACAGAUCCAUUGAACACCUUGAUAAAAUGGGUAUGGGCAUUAUAGAAACACUGGACCCCAUGUCCUUCACCAACUACUUGAAGAAAUACCACAACACCAUCUGUGGACGUCAUCCUAUUGGAGUGCUGCUUAAUGCUGUGUCUGAGCUGAGGAAGAGUGGAACAGAGAUGAACUUCUCCUUCCUGAACUAUGCCCAGUCGUCCCAGUGCAGGAACUGGCAGGACAGCUCUGUUAGCUACGCAGCCGGGGCCCUCAUUGUACAUUGAUGUGGUCCCAAAUGGCACCCUAUUCCCUAUAUAGUGCACUACUUUUGACCAGGGCUCAUGGUAGCCUUGUCCGAGCCGGAAUGGCCCGUAGGUCAGGAGCGUAUCUCCUGUUUCUGUAGCGCGAGGCAGCUUGAUAUACAAGUACAACCCCUGGACAGGACGCUAGACUAUCGCAGGGUCCGUAGGACUCUGGUCAAAAGUAGUGCACUAUAUAGGGAAUAGGGUGCCACUGCAGCUCUGACCCACCUGAACUGCUAUCGCCAUAACGACGACCUGGACUAGCCAAUGAGAAGAGAUAUUAUAUCCACAGCACCCCUUCCUGCCUCCCCCAGUUGUGAGUCUGAGAGUUUCUCUUUCAGUCUUAAAACUGUUGCUUGAAGUGCGGUUGCAGUUUUUGAGAUUUGUGGGGAGGGAAGGAGUGUUAUUUUGGUGUGGAGCAGGGAUGGUUGGGUGGGUAAGGGGAG
Messenger RNA from Salvelinus namaycush (lake trout), 1436 nucleotides. It is a transcript of the gene memo1, whose product is annotated as mediator of cell motility 1. Lineage: Eukaryota; Metazoa; Chordata; Actinopteri; Salmoniformes; Salmonidae. The annotation marks the transcript as partial. The record is from RefSeq and is a predicted model, not a curated record. The transcript is spliced from 9 exons.